CAUACUUCUCAAAUCUCAAGUUGUUCCUGAAGAAGAGAUGAAGAUGCUGCAGUUGGUUCUGAUUCUGCUCGUGCUGUCUGGUGUUUUCACUCAGGACAGUAAAUGGGGUGUGAAAUAUCCUGAUAAACCGAUCUGUGCUGUGAGAGGAUUCAGUGUCUCCAUUAAAUGUAGUUAUUAUUAUCCACAAGAUCAUCAGGUGAAACAAAAACUUUGGUGCUCAAGGAAGUCAAACACAGAACACUGUUUAAACCCACCAUAUGUUUAUAACAGCUCAUCAAACACCAAGUCAGACUUUAAGUUCACUGGGGACAACAAAUCAGACUGUACUUUAUUAAUCCACAAUGUACAGUUCAAUUAUUCUGGAGUUUACAAAUUCAGAUAUAUUGCUAAUGUGACCGAUGGUAAAUGGACAGGUGAACCUGGAGUGACUCUACAAGUUACAGAUUUAAAGGUGUCACUAAUCAGACUCAGUGGAAACGGAACCCUUAAACAAGGAGACUCCUUAAAUCUGACGUGUGAUGUGAGCUGCACAAACACUUCCUCACAGUUUGUGUGGUCUAAGAACAACCAGAGUUUAAAUACAUCAGGACCCGUUUUUCACUUUCCUGCUCUAACCCUGAGGGAUUCUGGGAAUUACACCUGCACUUGGGGAACCGGUGAGACAUCAGGAUCUGAAACCAUCAGCCUUCACGUGGAGGAUUUAACAGGUGAAAAUCCUCAACACCAGUCAGUCUGGGUCAUUGUUUUGGUGAUCAUCGGAGUGAGUGUCUUCGUCUCAGUCGUCUCAGGAGCUGUGAUUCACAACAGGAGGAGGAAAUUUACAGCUCCAGAAGAAAACGUGGGGGACAAUGGAGAGAAAACACGAACAAAGCCACAGUUCAGCUCUCAGGUUUCUCAUGUUGUUGAGGAAGAAAUGUUGAAAAAUGAGGAAGUGAUUUACUCGUCUGUCCAGUUAAAAACAACCAAAAGUUCACAGCUAAACCGAGAUCCUCAGCCUGAUAAAGAAGUGUUAGAUAAAGGAGGAGACAUUUAUGCAUCUGUGUUGAAGAAACCCAACAAAGCCACCAAACUGUGUGACCACACGGAGCAGCAGAAGGACGAUUCUGUUAUCUACAGCAGUGUGAAAAUGACCUGAUGAUGUUUUCACACCUCAUUCAACUCCAGUGCAGAUGAGUUUUAUUUAGACAUCAUCAUAAAACCUCAUCAUACAUUUUCCCAAUGCAUGUAAUUCUUUAGGAUUUAAGACUUGUUAAUAUCACAGGACAUUUAUUUGCUGUACACAUCCUGUUAAGAAGGGCAUUUAAACUCUUACAUUUUAGUAAUUUUAAGUUACACAAAUGGCUUCAAUUAACAAACCAAACUGAGUAUUUUAUUAAAUCUUUAACAAAAUAUAUAGCAGCUGUCCAGUUAUAAAUCGUCCCAGACGUUGCUUAUAAAGUCGGGCUGUGACAGUAUCGUCCCCAAUAGAGCCAGUGUUAUAUUUAUUACAAAGGAAUUGAUUCUCUAAUUAAGUCUAAAUUCAUGUGAUUUCUUCAUUGUAAUUAGGGGUCCAAGCACCAAGGGUGAGUAGGAACCCUGUAGUUAUUCUACCUUUUCUUCUUCCUCUUCUUCUGGCUUGCUAGACUGUUUUAGUUUUCUAUGUGGUGAUGGAUUUAACUGCUCUGGGAUUUUAGACCCUUCUGAAUCCAUCGUGUCAUGAAUCUUUUACAAACAGGAUGUAAAGUAUUGUAUAUCCUGUAAAUGACAUGUUGGUAAAGAGCUUUUUCAUCAGCACAGGUACAUCCUGACUGUUUAGCUUAUAUAUGUACUGUAUAUACGCCCGCUAGUCAUGUGACCUUCUAAUGUUCAAG
Messenger RNA from Tachysurus fulvidraco (yellow catfish), 1850 nucleotides. RefSeq names its product myeloid cell surface antigen CD33-like. Bases 38 to 1135 code for a protein of 365 amino acids. The record is from RefSeq and is a predicted model, not a curated record. NCBI's taxonomy places the organism in Eukaryota, Metazoa, Chordata, Actinopteri, Siluriformes, Bagridae. The transcript has 8 exons.